CAGUCGAGAAUAAUGAAGUAUACCUAAAAAGACAAAUCAUAAUGAUUUGUUACCGAAUAUUUGUUUUAGUACCGACAGGUGGCGCUAUUCGAGGAAUAGUCGCUUGUUUCACAAAAAUUCGUCGAAGUUUGUGUAUUAUUACUGUAUAUCUGUAUAUUUCACCGGCUUACACAUUACUGAGGCAAAUAGGUAAACAGUGAAGGAGUGUUAGGUGUUACUCUAAUUGACAGAUGGCAGGCCACGCGGGGCCAGGACAUCAGAGUCAGCUACAGCAGAUGCAGCAAAUGUAUAACAUGGGUGAGCAACAACAACAGCAGCCGCCCCAGCAGCAGCAACAACAACAGCAGGUACCAACGACGACCAUACAAGCACACUCUGUCGUAUCGCCGGGGUUUCAUAGUCCUCCACAAUCACAGACUCCUGGAACCAUCAGUCAAUCAGGCGACGGCGCAGCGGCCGCGGGCCGGCAGGCGGCAGCACCGCAGGCAUCGGCGUCGCCCGCGCACAACACGGCGUGGCUGUGUCGCAUGGGCCAGGAGAUGGUCCAGGACAUCGUCACGCGCACGCACGAGAUCUUCCAGCUGCUGCGCACGAUGCAGCUGCCGACGGGCUCCGACACCGUGCGCAGCCAGCAGGCGCAGGAGCGGCUCGCCAAGCUGAAGCCCGAGCAGCUGAAGCAGGUGAGCCUGUACUUUCGCAAGCUGCGCGCGAUCUAUGACAAGUGCAACGAGCAGGCCGACUUCACGGACAUCGAGACGUUCGUGCCGCUGCGCGACGAGGAGCAGCAGCGGCCCGAGGAGCGGCCGGUCAGCGACAUCGUCAAGUACCAGAGCGAGGACUACAAGGAGAUCGUCGCUCAGCUGACUGCCAAGAAUCGACAGAUCAAGGAGGUGAUCAACUAUCUGCGAGACAUCAUCUGGGAGAUUAACACGAUGCUGGCGACGCGCAAGUGGCUGGAUUAGCCGGAUUACGCGUGCUGGAUUAGUGAACAUUGUAAGGAGGGAUUAACACGAUGCUGGCGACAUGGAAGUGGCUGGAUUAGCCAGGAUUAUGCUCACUAGAUUAGUGGUGAAUUAUGCUCGCUGGAUUAGUGAACAGUUUAGCGAGAGGGAUAAAGACUAUGCCGGUGACAAGCAAGUUGCUAUUAACUGGAUUAUGCUUGCCGAUUAAGUGGUUUGAAUGGAUGAUGCUCACUGGAUUAGUGAACAGUUUAGCGAGAGGGAUAAAGACUAUGCCGGUGACAAGCAAGUUGCUAUUAAAUGGAUUAUACUUACUGGAUUCGUGAACAGUUUAGUGAGGGAUAAGUUAGCAAAGCGGAAGUCGCUGGGUUAACAUUUAAUCAUGAUCAUUAAAUUAUGGAGCAAUCUUGGCGGUAUACAAACAUGUCGGCAACAAGGAUUAUGUGAGAUCGGCUGGAUAUGGGUUGGUGGGUUAUAUAUGUACAGGAUUUCUACUGCUGUCUUGUAAAUACUUUGUUUACUCUGUAAUGACAUUGUAUGUACAAUUAUGUUCUCAUUUGUGAAAAUAUAGAAACUUUGUCAAUAUAAAUCAAUGCAGUGUCUGUGUGAGUGUGUGCAUGCAUGCGUGUGAUACAUCAAACAAUACAUCUUCAAUGCAUUUCAUGAUUGUAGCAUAACCAUCAUUACAAGAAUCUCGACGUUCCUGUCUUGAAUCCUUUAUUAGCUCAAGCUUCUCUUCCCGUGUUCUCCUAAUAAUUAUAUCCAGGUUUCUAUGAUGUUUCUCCAGUACUUGGAUUCAGUCUCCCUUUGGUUGUUUGUUGUUAAUUAGUGUUCUUUCGCUAAUUAAAUCAACCUUUUAUGUAUUCUU
Molecule: messenger RNA, 1827 nt
Organism: Priapulus caudatus
Lineage: Eukaryota; Metazoa; Priapulida; Priapulimorpha; Priapulimorphida; Priapulidae
Product: mediator of RNA polymerase II transcription subunit 30-like
Exons: 2
Coding region: 231-962 (243 amino acids)
Biological process (GO): positive regulation of DNA-templated transcription
Cellular component (GO): mediator complex
Molecular function (GO): transcription coregulator activity
Source: RefSeq, a predicted model, not a curated record